AUGGACAAAAUAGAAUCUUUGACCAAUACCCUCCAAAAUAUCACAUUAUAUGACAUCAAAAGCAUGUACAACCAGGCUAAGAAUGUCGUGCUGAACGUCAGCGAGAUGGAGGCCAAAGUUAGAGAAGCAACGAAUGACGAUCCAUGGGGUGCAAGUUCUACUCUGAUGCAAGAGAUCGCCCAAGGGACAUUCCAUUUCCAAUACUUCAAUGAAAUCAUGCCCAGCAUUUAUUCCCGAUUCAUGGAGAAGGAGGCACGCCAAUGGCGCCAAAUAUACAAGGCACUGCAACUCUUGGAAUAUCUUAUCAAGCACGGAUCCGAGCGCGUUGUUGACGAUGCUCGUUCACAUAUCUCUACCUUGAAGAUGCUUAGAAACUUCCAUUACAUUGACGAUAAGGGCAAAGAUGAAGGAAUAAAUGUUCGCAACCGUGCUCGAGAACUUGUCGAGCUUCUAUCAGACGUCGAGAAAAUACGCGCGGAGCGACGGAAAGCUAAAGUGAACAAGAAUAAAUACGUCGGUGUUGGCAAUGAUGGAUUUUCUGGGGGCAUGUCUUUUGAGACGAGUGGAGGGCGUUAUGGCGGAUUUGGCAGCGAUAGCCUUGGAGGUGGAUCUUCAUCUUAUGGCAACUACAGCAAUGACCAUUAUUCAGGCGGUGGCAGCAGCGGCCGUGGAGGGGGGAGUUCCUCGUUCAGUGACAGUCGACGUCCUUAUGAAGAGUACAACGCUGGCGACGAUGAGAUCUCUCAUUCAUCAACACCUGUGCGGAGCAGCUCUGUCCGCGCUCCCGUGAGGAAGGCUAUCGCCCCUCCCCCUCCCCCGCCCCCGGCACCGGUUGAAGACCUCCUAGGCGGGUUCGAUGAUGACGCUUUCAAGGCACCUGCGCCUGCACCUGUUCCAUCGGUGGCCCUCGGCGCUAACAAAGCACUUCCUGUAGUGUCCAAUUCAACAGUCAGUCUCGAUGAUGACGAUUUUGCGGACUUCCAGGUCGCCCCUGUAUCGGCUGCUCCUCCCAUCCAAACAGCUCCCGCUCCUGCCCAAAACGCCAUUAAGAAGCCAAAUCUUAUGGAAAUGCUGAACUCAACAUCGAUGCAACCUUCUGUCAACCCAGCCUUUGUUCAACCACAACAACCUCCCGCGCAUGGUAUGGGAGUACACGGACACCGUCAAAACCCUUCGCUCUCGCAACCUAGCUUUGGUGCUCCUAUGAUCCCUCAAGGUCAGCAGCAUAGUUUUGUUGGGGGUGCACCUGGCGCAAUGCGGCCCAUUCCUAUGACUGUUGCCUCUGCCCCCGCAAAGCCUGCCCCCACCCCUGCGAAAGGCAACUUUGAUGACCUUUGGUCUAUGUCUCUUGGUAGCUCGGCCGUUAACAAGGCGGCCUCCGCCCCGGGUGCCGGCAAGUCCAUCAAGGAUCUGGAGAAGGAAAAGGCGAUGGCUGGACUCUGGGGAGGGCAGAAGAAGCCUCCCGUCGGCGCGGCUCAGCCCUUGUUUGGGAACUUCGGCAAUGGUGCUCCGUCAUCUUCAAGCGGUGAUGACCUGCUCCUUUGA
Messenger RNA from Cyclocybe aegerita, 1545 nucleotides. The record is from the annotation of a GenBank genome assembly. NCBI's taxonomy places the organism in Eukaryota, Fungi, Basidiomycota, Agaricomycetes, Agaricales, Hemipholiotaceae.